Molecule: messenger RNA, 699 nt
Organism: Panicum virgatum (switchgrass)
Lineage: Eukaryota; Viridiplantae; Streptophyta; Magnoliopsida; Poales; Poaceae
Exons: 1
Coding region: 104-460 (118 amino acids)
Source: RefSeq, a predicted model, not a curated record
UUAUCCGUUCAUCUCAGAGCAGCCGGCUGCUAAAAGAGAGGAGCUAGGAAUCCGAGGAAGCAAGGAGAGCUUGCUAGCUCAAGGCAAGGCAGCAGGUAGUUUCAUGGGGAACUGCACCGCGUCGCAGCGUGCGGUGGAGUCGUGGGCCGACAACGGCGAGUGGUGGGAGGAGGAGGCGUCGUCCUCGGAGGAGGGCGACCACCACCACCACCAUGAGAGGCGGGAGGAGCACGCGUCGGAGGUGACCAUCAGGAUCACCAGGAGGCAGCUGCACGAGCUGAUGGAGAAGAGGGGCAGCGCCAGCGGCCAUGGCUUGCAGCUGCAGGGGUUGGGCAGCCGGCGGUCGACGGAGCAGCUGCUGGCGGACAUCAUGAACUCCGGGGAGGUGCACCACCACAGGGAGGAGCACUGGCACUGGAAGCCCGCGCUGCAGAGCAUCCCCGAGGCCGUGGAGUCAUGACGCCGGAGAACUCGAUCGAUCUCGGUCGUGAUUACUGGUGGUUCAGAAAUUCUUUUGCCACUUCUCCAAUCUCCGCCAAGUCGUCUUCUUCGUUCUUAUCGUUGGUUUGACCGUGUUCGGUGUCAAACUGCAGUCACUAAUCUGUGUAGAUAUCGGUUUUCUAGAUGUACAUAGGGAAACUGUGAAUUCAAUAUCAGCUGUAGGAAAAGAAUCUGUGAAAAGGCCAAUUCCUCAAGUUC